AUGGCCAAACUAUUAAGAAGAAGCAUUGGUCGCCGGUUAGUGUAUUGUUUCUUUAAAAACAAAAACAGAAUAGUUUUUAUUUAACGUCGCCCUGGUAAAUGUGAAUAAGGAUACUUAUAAUCAUGGCUCACCUGACCGGCACCCGCGUGAGCACUUUUAACGAAAGCUUCCUGAACGAAAAUGAGCACGAUUCGAAUGCGGUGCUCAUGGAACUGGACAAGGGGUUGCGGAGCGCCAAGCAGGGAAUCCAGUGCGAGGCGAUCGUCCGUUUUCCGCGACUCUUCGAAAAGUAUCCCUUUCCCAUUCUUAUCAACUCAUCGUUCAUCAAAUUGGCCGAGUUCUUUGUCAGCGGAUCGAAUCUCCUGCGAUUCUGGGUGCUUCGUGUUUGUCAACAAAGCGAGAAUCAUCUUGACAAGAUCCUUAACAUCGACAAUUUUGUGCGCCGCAUCUUCAUGGUGAUGCACUCCAAUGAUCCAGUGGCGCGUGCUCUCCUUCUGCGAACCUUGGGAGCCGUUUCUCGGGUGAUUCCCGAGAAGCAACAGGUCCACCAUGCCAUUCGCCGUGCUCUGGAUAGCCACGACACCGUAGAAGUGGAGGCAGCUAUCUACGCCAGCAGCUGCUUUGCCGCCCAGUCCAGUUCGUUUGCUAUCAGCAUGUGCGCCAAGAUCUCGGAUAUGAUCGAAUCGCUGCAGGUGCCUGUGCCGAUGAAGCUGCUCCUGAUACCUGUGCUGCGGCAUAUGCAUCACGAGGCCACCACAGCUUCGCUGGUCAGCAGGCUGUGCAUGGAUCUUCUGCCAAAGUAUCCAGCCCAGAGCUUCGUUGUGGCCAUUAUAGACACACUUACCCAGUUGUCCUCCCGAACAUUGGUGGGUGUUCCCGGACAGCUAGAUGUUUUACUGGAUUUCAUGCAGGACUUAAGGACUCCCGUGCGCAUCCAGGUACUGCGCUCCUUCAAUGAGCUUGCAGGUCGGCAAAGUGUUCAUGCUUGGCCCAAACCGGCUAUUGAAGCACUGAUUGGUCGAUUUGAGUCAUGUACCAACUCCCAGGAGCAGUUUCUAUUUCUAUCAAUCCUGCUCAAGCUCAGCAAAUGUCCGCUAACCUGCCAGCAACUUCUUCGUGAGCAUCGAGUGGCUCUGCUUCGUUUGUGCGUACAGUGCAUUAGCAAGCUGGACGACUACACAACCGCCACUCAGGCCAUGGCUGUUCUAUCUGUUUUAGUGGCGUUCGGUUUGAAAAAGGAGGGCAACAGUGAGCAGGUGGAGGACAUUCUUCACAUAGUUAAUCUUCACAUGGAGGGCUUGCUCCUCAGCACGGCCAAGCGGGCGGAGAGCACUCGGGAUCUGAGAAGGGUGCUUACAUACGGCAUACGAAUUACUCAGGCAAAUGCUGAAUUUGGAACCUCGUUCAUUGAAAUCGUGACAAACACUUUAGGUGAUAAGGUGGUCUAUCCGCCGGCCAAUGCGGAACUCAUGUGCGAGGCACUGGUGGGUCUCUGUGAGCACUUCCAGUUAAGGAAAUAUGCGUUCUCAACUACAGAAGAACUAAUAGGAGAUGAUAACGCCAUGGACACCGACGAACCUCCUCCACCUAAGGUUAAUCCCAUGCUGGCCCGAUUACCGCUUAUCCUCCACAAGCUAAACACCAUUAUCGACCAAGAAAAUUGCGAGCAGCAGUUGCGUACCGUGGAGAUCUUGAGUGCUUUGGUGCUUCAGACCACCAUGGGCUGCUAUCUUCCCUUAAAAGUUGUGCAGUGUUUUGAAAAGUGUCUAUGCAGGCUUAAUUGCUGGACUCUUUACAGGAUUGCGCGAACCGCUAGUCGCUAUGGUCACCACUAUGUGGCUGCUCAUAUAUACACAAAGGUCUCCCAGAUUGUGAUUAGCGAUCAUAUGCAUUAUUUCCUGGUGGCCCUGUCACAGAUUUCUCAGGCGGAGUGCAUUCUCAACUAUGGCUUGGACUACGCUUACAUGCGAGAUAAUUAUGCACCAAAAGUGGCACCAGAACCUCUGAUGCCCCUGAUGAAACGUUUGGAGAUGGCCAGUAAUCUCUACCAGCAAGCGCUUGCAAGCUUGCGAGCUUGUUCCUCACCCCAGCAUCCUUGUAGCUUUCAACUCGAGUAUUUAAAGAUUCGGGCACAGUUUCUGCAGACUCUCCACCUGGCAGUGACCGUUAAGAAUGCUCAGGUGAUUGUGCCACCACCGGCUAUAGCUGGAAGUUUGGCUCAAAACUCACGGGAUUAUCUCCAGAAGUUUGGUCAUGUAACAAAUCAGCUGCGUAAGCUGGUUAAAUCACUUAAAGCCUGUGAGGAGACUUAUGCCAGACUCUACAAGUCCUCUUUCGAUGCGGAUCAUGUAACGCUGGAGUUCCUUGAGGUGGCUGAAUUCCAAUGUGCUCUAUUCGCUCACAUCAUUGAGUCGAUUUCCUAUGCCACCCCGCCGGAACCACCUGUUUUUCUUACUACAGGAGAUCACCCGGAAACGCGCUACUUUGCUGCGAGCUGCCAGCGCAUGGAGCAGAUGCAGAAAAACCUUCCCCAGGAGCCGGCAAAUGCCAAGACUAUUAGCAACCGUCAUUUGGAUGUUAUUAUAGCGCAGAUCGAGAUCAUAACGUUAACACCGCUAUGCCUGCCACGGUACUUCUUCCAGAUCCUCCAGUCCACACAGAUCAAGCUAUCAGUGAGUCCGCAGCCAAGAAGCGCAACCGAACCGGUGAAUGUCCAGUCGGGCAGUAACCUGGUGAUCAAGGUGGAAGGUGUUCUGCAACAUUUUAGCAAGCAGAAAAAGCACUUCCGACGCGUGGAGUCUGUUCAAUUAAGCCUCACAUCGCAGUUGAUCACGCCACCACCCCGAUCCUCACAAGAUAUGCCCAAACCGGGUGCCAACGACAAUGUGACCCUUAAUCAAAUUGUGAAGCCGCAGCGCGAUUUCCUUUCUGGCAGCUUCCUGCUGCCUAUCUCAAGUGGCGGGCACUUCCAGGUGACGUUGGAAACAUUUGUGGUAGACGAGAACGGAAUCACCUGGUGUACUGGGCCAAAGUCGUCAAUGAUGGUACGGGUGCUGGAGGAUCCCACCAAGCAGGGCGCGCCAGCGCCAAGCACUUCCCAAGCGGUUGGACAGACGAGGAGGUUUUAAACCAUAGCCAUAGCCUUAAAAUCGUAAAUUUGUUUAAAUAAUAAUGUUAAUUAACAAAUAAAUCUGUAGGGAUACGGACAUAAAACUUAAA
Molecule: messenger RNA, 3219 nt
Organism: Drosophila eugracilis
Lineage: Eukaryota; Metazoa; Arthropoda; Insecta; Diptera; Drosophilidae
Gene: INTS7
Product: integrator complex subunit 7
Exons: 2
Coding region: 123-3128 (1001 amino acids)
Biological process (GO): snRNA 3'-end processing
Cellular component (GO): integrator complex
Source: RefSeq, a predicted model, not a curated record